Molecule: messenger RNA, 1241 nt
Organism: Condylura cristata (star-nosed mole)
Lineage: Eukaryota; Metazoa; Chordata; Mammalia; Eulipotyphla; Talpidae
Gene: GAPDHS
Product: glyceraldehyde-3-phosphate dehydrogenase, spermatogenic
Exons: 10
Coding region: 1-1077 (358 amino acids)
Biological process (GO): glucose metabolic process
Molecular function (GO): NADP binding; NAD binding; oxidoreductase activity, acting on the aldehyde or oxo group of donors, NAD or NADP as acceptor
Source: RefSeq, a predicted model, not a curated record
AUGCCGAAACGGGACGUCGUGCUCACAAAUGUCACAAUUGUCCAGCUACUCCGAGAGCCAUGCCCCGAACCCCCUCCGCCCAUGUCCCUGGACAGAUUCGGACGCAUCGGCCGCCUGGUGCUGCGUGCCUGCCUAGAGAAGGGCGUGAAGGUGGUGGCCGUGAACGACCCGUUCAUCGACCCCGAGUACAUGGUGUACAUGUUUAAGUAUGACUCCACCCACGGCCGAUACAAGGGGAAGGUGGAAUGCAAGAACGGCCGGCUGAUCGUGGAUAACCAGGAGAUCAGUGUCUUCCAGUGCGACCAGCCCAAAGACAUCCCCUGGAAGUCCGUCGGGAGCCCCUAUGUGGUGGAGUCCACUGGCGUGUUCCUGACCUUAGACAAAGCUUCGAAACACCUGGAGGCAGGCGCCCAACGUGUGGUCAUCAGCGCACCUUCACCCGAUGCACCCACGUUUGUCAUGGGGGUGAACGAGAAGGAAUAUAACCCUGGCUCCAUGAGAAUUGUCAGCAACGCAUCCUGUACCACCAACUGCCUGGCCCCCCUCGCCAAGAUCAUCCAUGAGCAAUUUGGGAUUGUGGAAGGGCUGAUGACCACAGUCCACUCCUACACCGCCACCCAGAAGACAGUGGAUGGGCCGUCCAAGAAGGCCUGGCGAGACGGGCGUGGCGCCCACCAGAACAUCAUCCCGGCCUCCACAGGGGCUGCCAAGGCCGUGGGAAAAGUCAUCCCCAAACUCCAAGGGAAGCUGACAGGAAUGGCCUUCCGGGUGCCGACCCCAGACGUGUCUGUCGUGGACCUGACCUGCCGCCUGGCUCAACCAACCCCAUUCUCAACCAUCAAGGAGGCCAUAAAGGCAGCAGCCAAGGGGCCCCUGGCUGGCAUCCUGGCCUACACAGAGGAUGAGGUGGUGUCCACGGACUUUGUCGGCGAGCGCCACUCGUCUAUCUUCGACGCUAAGGCCAGCAUUGCGCUCAAUGACGGCUUCGUGAAGCUCAUUUCCUGGUACGACAACGAGUACGCCUACAGUCACCGGGUGGUCGAUCUCCUCCUCUACAUGUUCGACCGAGACCAGUGAGGCAGGAGGGCCCCAGCCGCCGCCACCUCCCGGCGCUCUCGGGCCCAACCUGCACCUCCCGCUCCCGCACUCGGCUCCUCGCGGGGCAGGAAGGCGCGCGGGGUGAAGGGCCUGCGCCGCUGGCCAAUAGUGAAAUAAAAUAAAUAAAUAAAAGACAGCGGGGC